Molecule: messenger RNA, 1937 nt
Organism: Anas platyrhynchos (mallard)
Lineage: Eukaryota; Metazoa; Chordata; Aves; Anseriformes; Anatidae
Gene: NTPCR
Product: nucleoside-triphosphatase, cancer-related
Molecular function (GO): ATP hydrolysis activity
Source: RefSeq, a predicted model, not a curated record
CCCGGGCGGCCAUCUCAGGCAGCCGGGGCCCGGCCGGCUCCGUGCUGCGGCGGCGGCGGGGCCGAGGCGGGGCGAGGGCGGUGUGAGGGCGGCGUUUCCCGGUGCGGAGCGGGGCCGGCCGCCAUGGCCAGGCACGUUUUCCUCACAGGACCCCCAGGGAUUGGAAAGACUACUUUGAUCCAGAAAGUCACUCAGGCACUAAGAUCCUCAGACGUUCCCAUUGAUGGAUUUUACACAGAGGAAGUUAAAGAAGGUGGCAGAAGAAGAGGAUUUGAUGUUGUCACUUUAUCUGGAAAACGAGGUCCUUUAUCUAGAGUCAGUUCUGAUUCUUCUGCUUCAAGACGUGAAUAUCGAGUUGGACAGUAUGUUGUAGACCUCGUUUCGUUUGAGCAGUUGGUUCUACCUGUGCUGAGAAAUGUAAACCACGGCAGCGAUUCAGAGAAAAAGAUCUGCGUCAUAGAUGAGAUUGGUAAGAUGGAGCUCUUCAGCCAGGCUUUUAUUCGAGCUGUUCGGGAAACGCUGACCGACCCUGGCACCGUGGUACUUGGAACGAUUCCAGUACCGAAGGGAAAGCCACUGGAUCUUGUUGAAGAAAUAAGAAGUAGGAAAGAUGUUAAAGUGUUCAAUGUUAGCAAGGAAAACAGAAACAACAUUUUGCAAGACAUCUUGGCAGCGGUGGAGUCCUGCAGAAAAUGAAGAUCUUUUCUUGCCUGUAAACACUAAAGCCUUUAUUUUUACAAAACAUAACGCUUUGUGGAUAUUUAAUCUGCCUUUCCUGCUGAAGCUCCUGGAGGCUUUACUAGAACUUCCAGGGUAAGCAAGGUAAAGCUGGUAAUAGUCUAAACUGUGAAAACGAGAUGGAAGGGUUCUUGUUCGUCCAGGUCAUGAGCUGAUCCAUUCAAAACUUCCAGAGAUCCGUAGUUAACGUGAAAAUUUGACCUGGGUAUUUGGAAGAUAGGCGGUCUGACUCCGAUCCUAGUUACACCACGUAAAAGCAGUUAGCUGCCAAAUCUGAUAAGAGAUCUGAGUCCUUCAGAGUGACGAGGACUGUUCUGGCCAGAGAGCAGUUUGGGGUCUGUAACAUCCCAUGCAGUAAUAUGCGUUAAGGAACCAGAACUUAACCCCAGUGUAACAGAAUACAACUGUGCCCAAAAAGUGUGUGUGCUCUGCUUGGCUUGUGUAUAAAUAAACACCGUUGUUAACUUUGACCUGGUUGAGGUGUGUCAAAAUUUCACCAGGGGUGCUGACAAUUCAUGAGGUGGAAGGAGGGAGUGGAUUCCUGCCCCCUAUCCAACCGGCACCUCUCUCCUCAACUGCGUGGUAAGAAGGGCUGUGGAGAGUUCCAAGGAAAUUUCCUGUAAUCCCAAAUGAUACAUACAGAAUUCCACUUAAGGGGGAAACAUAACCAACUAUACCCUUUCUUAAGUGGCCCAGACAGUAGUUAUGAGGGCUGCCUUUUGGGUUAAUUUUAAAGUUUUAGAUGGCAGCCUUGCUUCACACCCCUUUAAAAAAAAAACUUUAGGUUUAUGGAGUGGAAUCAAAUCUUGACAGUUUAUGAGGUCAGGAUUGACUUAAUGCUGCAUUUGUCUAUAUGGGUUUUACAAGCCAUCAUGUUUACUGAUACUUUUUUUUUUUGCUUUUUUUUUCCUUAUUCAAUUCUGUGCACACUUAAUAGUUGUGAUAUAAGAUGUGUGUGACAGUAUUAGACAAUGUCUUUUUCCUCUGAGGUUUGCAAAUGUGUUAGGAAAAAGUUCUUGCACAUAAUCUGUUUUUGCAUGUUACGAAAACAGAAUUCCCUCCCAGGUGCACUCCUGUUCCUUGUACAAUUUAUAGUCAUCUCUGGCUGUAAGAUGUUAAGACUUCAGUUGUUCCUUAACUUUUUUCUGUUUGGUUCAACGACUGUUAAAGUGAGCAAACUAAAGGCAUUUUCAAACAUC